This is a messenger RNA of Lingula anatina, 1061 nucleotides long. Its product is annotated as mitochondrial 2-oxodicarboxylate carrier. The record is from RefSeq and is a predicted model, not a curated record. NCBI's taxonomy places the organism in Eukaryota, Metazoa, Brachiopoda, Lingulata, Lingulida, Lingulidae. Gene Ontology annotation, biological process: transmembrane transport.
UCGCGACCUGCCACAUCACCUGAAGGAAGUGACGUACAUGGCGCGGAGUUGAGUUAAGAUCUAAACUUCGAAGGGAACUCCCCUAACUUAUAGGACUUUUACCUGUUGAUUUGAGAGAGAACACGAUGACGGGAAGAGAGAGAACUCACGGCCAGGUUAAACUGGGGGCCAUGGAGUUUUUUGCCGGUGGCUGUGCAGGUUUUGUUGAGGUGUGCCUCAUGCAUCCCUUAGACCUGGUGAAGACCAGGUUUCAAAUCCAGGGAGGCCCAGAGGAUGUCCACCGCUACAGAGGCAUUGCCCAUUGUUUUACCACCAUCUAUAAACAAGAGGGAUUUCUUUCUUUCUACAAGGGUAUUCUUCCACCCAUGUGUGCAGAGUUCCCUAAGAGAGCCAUAAAGUUUUUCAUGUAUGAAAGAUUUAAGAGGCUUUAUGGAUUAGCUGGCGAUAGUAUACCGAAUUGGGGUGUUUUGUGGCUGUCUGGUUUAUCCACAGGUCUUACUGAGGCAGUUUUCAUAAAUCCAUUUGAAGUUGUGAAAGUCAAAUUACAAGCAGAAAGAAACCAAUUUGCCCAACAAAAAUCAGCCUGGCACACAUUCAGAGAUAUCACAGCAGAGCAUGGCUAUAUGAGCAGAUCAGGAAUAUGGAAAGGGUUGACUGCAACUCUUGGAAGGCAUGGGGUCUUUAACAUGGUGUAUUUUGGGUUUUAUCACAAUGUCAAAGAAAUUGUCCCAUCAUGUGAAGGUCCCUUCUUGGAGUUCGGAAGAAAGUUCCUAAUAGGUUUGAUAGCUGGCUCACUUGCCUCAUGUAUAAAUAUUCCGUUUGAUGUGGCCAAGAGUAGAAUCCAAGGCCCACAGCCAGUACCAGGGCAGAUCAAAUAUAGAACAUGUUUUGCUACUAUGAGAACGGUUUAUAUAGAAGAAGGUUUCCUUGCAUUGUACAAAGGACUGUUGCCCAAAGUACUGAGAUUAGGACCAGGUGGAGCUAUUAUGUUGCUGGUCAAUGAGUAUGUCCUAGAACUGUUAAAGAAGCACAUGUGAAAGCCACUUCACAACCAUUACGUA